AUGGCGGGGCAGGAGGCACAGUCUGCUUCGUCCACUGCACCGGGCGCUCCUCCAGAGUCUUCUCGCGACCAGGUGCCUUCUAGCGCUCCACCAGGCCCAGGGUUCCCCCAGAUUCUCCCAGUCCCGCAGGUAGCCGCGCCCGCUUCUGCCGCUCGUUGUCACGCGUCUCCGCAGGGCCAGCCGUCACGGGGAGAAAGUGUUUCUCGCGGAGGCAGUUCUGCCACGGCGCCAGGCAACUCUGAGGCGAGUGCGUUUCCAACGACCGGGAACCGAACUCGAGGUUCGGUAACUGCGUCCGGAAUCAAGGUCCUUUCGUUGCCGGAACCCGGCCGAGCACAGAAACAAACUGUCUCUCGCCCCGACCUGUUGUCUCGCCGUCCUCACCAAUAUGUCGAUAUCCGUGAACUGCGAAAGACAGUGCCUCAUGAGCCUGGUCCUCUCAUUUUGCCCCCGCCUGCCCAGGUGGGUGGAGGGCCAGUCCCGGGCGCUGUCCCUACGUGGCCUGGCGUGCAUCUUGAUGCCGCGCUUCUGGGGCAGAAAAGUAAAUCUGAGGGCCUUACGACUGGGUUUGUCUUCCCCUCGGAGUUGACUCCCUCCACAUCUUCACUUGUCGCUACUCCCGUGGCCUUUGUUCCCCCCAGUUUUUCCCUGGCCACCGGCGUCUCCGGAUUGGCGGCGACAGCCAGCUCGUUGAGGUGGACUGCUUCCGUCGGUGUCUCCUCUGGAGGCCGCGUGCAUCAGGCGCUCCCUGCGUUUGCUGCUCCCCCUGGCUCGGCGGGCUAUCCGCUGUCGCAUGCGCGAAUGCCAGGGGGAGGCCUCGUCUAUUUCCUGACCUCGGGCGUCAAUGAGAGCGCUCUCGAUGGCACCCUCAUUGACGCUGGCACGCGUUUACCUCUCGGCUCAGCGUCUCCUUCCCACGCCACUGGAGGCACAAGGGGCGAGGCCUUUCCACCGAACGCUGGAAUCCGAGCUCACCGGACCCUGUUGGGGACCGGCCGGCAGCAGGAGGAAAACGGCGCAGAAGGAGCUCUGUCUGAAGAGAACAUGGCAGACGGCGGAACCAACGAGGGGGAAGAAUGUAGAGGCGCCGAUGGUGCGACAGAGAGCGGCCAAGCACCUGUUCCGGUCGUUCCUCGUCUCAUUGCGCAUGUUGCCCUCAUGCAGCAGCUGAUGCCGAGUCUCCUGGACGACAGACCUGCUCACCAACUUCAAAGUGUAGAGGCUUUGAAUGCUCUCCUCCGUCACUCAAAAAAGACUCUUCUCCAGUGGCUUGGACGUGGAGCAUUUCUUUCAGCAGCUUCAUCGCCUUCUCGCUGCGCUAGCCGCUCUUCAACCGACACUCUGGGUUCCUCCGGGAUGCAGACUCUGUCCCCUGUGUCUUUCUCAGGCGGUUCGCUUCCGCCUCCCGGUUUGGACUGCCUCUUCAUGAGUGUCCGCGUCUCCCUGCUUCAUCUGAUUGCGGGGGAUUUACUGACCUCAGCCGAAGUCGCGGAUCGGUGUGCAGCUGCACGGUGUUUAUCUCUCGUGGCGGAGCUCGCUGCAGUGGGCGCUGUCUGCACAGGUCCCGCGACGCUCGCGGCGCUUCUCACGCAAAACAAGUCGGGGAGACGAAACAGAAAACGGCUGGCGUCUGAGGCAGCAAAGAGUCCGGCGGUCGUGCUCGAUGUGGCGAGUCGGGCGAGGGAGGAGAUCGCGGCCCAAGCGAAGCAGGGAAAGAGUUUUCCGAAGCGCGAAGGAAGUGGCUGCGGACGAGGAAGUUUUCCGGGUGUCGUUGAAGCAGGCGGUGUGCGCUGGACAGAGGCAGAAUUAGAAGCGUGCGAAGGCGCCUCCACUGUCGUCCGAUGCUGUCUCGUUCUUCUGGCGCACAUGACAGCGGACGGCUCCACCGUUGGCCGCCUCGCGGCCCUUGCUGCUCUGACCUCUCUGGUGCCGUACAUGUCGCAAGAGAUGGCGCUCGCCUCUCUGCAGCGGCCGUCGUUUCCUCCCACGACUUCGAGCCCGCUCGCUCGUCUUCGGAUUCUCCUCCACACCGACCUGGCUGCGGCAACCGAGAGGGCGACCCUGGCGGCAAAGACGGCGUAUCAGAAGCUUCUUGGGACCUCGCCAACCAGAGUCUCGGCGUCUUCUUUGCGCCUGGCGGUCGCAGGGGUGCUAGCUGGCGAGGGCGAGAGCGCACAUCGGGCCCGCCACACCGUGGCAGGCCAGGAGCUUCAGGCGGAGAUCUCCCAGUUGCCGCUGCCUGUGGGUUGGCUGCUGCUCUCGCUUGACGAUAGCGACUUUCGCGUGCGGCAGGCAGCGUUUGUGCUUCUCCUUCGUCUGCUGGAGAGCUACACGCAGGCCGGCGCCGUGACGGAAAGCGAGCGAAAGUCCCAGCCCAGAAGCGACGCGUUUCCGCAGGCGGUUCAACUCCUCAUUUGGGACUACCUCUCCGACCAGAGGCAGACCGUCCAAGCUGCAGCGGCUGCCAUUCUCCCCCCGCUCUCCCUCACCAUUCCCCUGCGAGACGGAGCCUUUCGUCGAGCGAUUUUCCCUCUGCUGCAUGCAAAGAAGAAGUCGACAAGAAUGAUCUUUCUGCGGACCUUGCCACUGUGCCAAACGCUGAAUGCCCGCGGGCGCAAAGUCGAAGUCCAGGGCCUCCUCCGGUGUCCGUACAGUCGCGAAGAUGAGCACGAAAUCGCAGCUUGCGUCGCCGAGGUCGUCUUUGCAGCGUACCAUGGUCUCUGGGACAAGAUUGCGCAGCGCGAGGAGACGGGCGGGCGAGACGGAGAUGGGACGCGCCGCAACUUGACAGAGAAGACCCGGGAAGAGGAGAGAGAGAAAGAAGAAGAAAUGCUCCACGUCUUCAGAAUUCUUGCCCCACCGAGUCUGAGGAAACGAACAGAGCUCGCUCUCGCGACCAACUGGGGACGGAGAGCGUGGGAGCUCCGUCUCCUGCCUCUUAUGCGAAGAGACACCCUGUUUGGUCUCAGACAGAAGAGAGGCCAGGACGAAGCGCAAAACUCUGCACUCGCCUCGCCAGCAGGAAGGCGCACCAGUCCCGAGGAAGGAGAGCAAGGAGACGCGACAAACGAGGGAGGGAGAACGAAGGCGAAUGUUGGUCCCGAGAGAAAGGUAUUUCUGUCUCCAAGCCUUCUUCUCAAGAAACAGAGAGAAGCAGAAGACAAUCGACUGGUCCGAGUCCUUCCUCUCGACGUCCAGCUGAGCAUGCCCGAAACGUCCCUCCAGUUCUCUCUCGCCCUCCAGCAUGUGUUGCCCACGGACUCCAUCGAACGCCAACUGGCAGCAGCUGAUUGUCUCCUUAGCCACCUAGAAGACGAAGAAGAGAGACCGGAAAGGGACGCACUUUCGCAGCAGCCAGGCAGAAGGUUAGACUCCGGCUGCUCUCCUAACCUGGUGCUCGGAGAUGCUGACGCCGGAGCCAAGAUUCGCGGCCAGGCUGCAGAUCCGGGCACCCCAAUCCCACCCCCCCCAGCGCUUCAGAGGCGAGACUCCGAUAUGUCGGUCGAAUCUGGAGAAGAAACGAAGAAAUGCAGCCUUCAAGAUGGUCCGCUUGGUCUCCGGCUCGAAGCCUUUUUGCCGCGUCGUCUGGAGAAAAGGUUCCCACGCCCCGCGACGCAGAAACGAUCGUUUUCGCGCCUUUUUGGGGAGAGGGAAGACCCAGGAAGCCCGCCGGCUGCGGCGUUCUCCCUCCUGGACCGCACCUUAUCAAGACGCGCGAGGGCGAGCGGAGCAACGAAACAGGACUUGUCCUCGUCGGUUCCCACGUUGUUGAAUAGCGAACUGUGGCGACUUCUUCACAGUGAAAUUCCUUGUCGCGCAGGGACGUGUCGACAGGCGAUGCGGAGCAUGCGACCGGUCCUCGCGCUUCCGCAUUCGUUUCCGUUUUCGCCGCUCGUCCGAGGCCCCAAGGCCUCUUCUCAGAGCGCUUCGGGGGCUCUCGCUGCCUCGCGGCCUGUGGAGAGUCUCUUCUCUCUCGCCUCUUUCGAGGACGAGGAGGAGCGGCUGUUCCGUUUCGUGGAAAGACGAGCGGCAACCAGGAAGAAGGGUGGACGGGCGGGUCCGGGGCGGUCUCCUGGAAGCGGCGAGAAGAGUUGGAACGCGAAGGCCAAGAACCAGGCUUCCUGCCCGAAGACAAAAGCGGCGAGUGGCCCAAGCGACGGCGACGACCGCGAAACUGACUGCGAUCGGCCGACUCGUCUCCCCCUUCUCCCUUCGACGUCUCUCUCCGAUGUGCUGGUUCUGGCGGUCCUGGAGAGAGAGCGAGGUCGCGCGAGAGCGACGCAGAGAGCAAAGAGGGAGGGCGAAUCUCACGACGAAGAGGCAGAGAGUGCUCGGAAACGACUCGGCGCCACCACAGUGCCCGACAGUCCGAUCCAGGACGGCACCGUCUUGGGAAAGCCAGCGGCGAAGCGUCCGCGCCUUUCUCUCUUUUCUUUCUCCUCUCUCAAUGCGAGCAAGUCUGCGUCGAAGACUGCGCCGACCUCGAACGGGAAGGAGUCGCUUUUCGCUGGCCCGUCGCCACCGGCACCCUCCUUCCUCUCGUCUCCCCGCCCUGCCUCUUCUGGUGUCCAUGAUGGUCAGGAAGGCAGUCUCGCGGUGAAGCGGGAGUCGUCGCAGUUGGCGGUUUCUGUUCGACGGAGGCCUGGUGCGUCACUUUGUCUCCCUUCGGCGGCCGCACCCGUUCGAGCCCAACUAACGAUCCGGGCGAGCACCUGGGCCUCAAAAGACGACGCCGCGAGGGCGAGGAAGAGAUCUCUCUCCCCCGCCUGCUUUUCCUUCUUGCUCGGCGGCCAGCAAAAGAGAAGAGAGCGAGAGGCGAGCUUCGGCGGGCUGUUGGCGGAGAAUGGAGAACGCGAAGAGCCCGGUGUGUGGGGAGCGGAGGACGAGUCGUCGUGGAGAAGUCUGUUGAACCGAGGCGACGAGAGCGAGACAGCAACCGAACCGCUCACACGGACCCUGGAACUCCGGCCUCCCGCCUGGUCGUGCCUCAUCCGCAUGCUCUGUCGCGAGGCCUUUCUUCGCGAACGCAGUCUCUUGUUUUUCGCGCUGUCGCGUUUCCGGAGCAAACAGCGGCGCGCAUCCCACUUGCCAUCAGAGAGAAAGGACUCUUCAGCUGCUCUCGCUCCAGUUUCUCGCACGGGUGCUUUGUCGCUGUCUUCUCUCGCGCGGAUGUAUGUCCGAGCUCGGAAGGCCGGCGCGUCCCCGGCCUCUCUCGCUGCGAGUCUCCCCCGCUCUUUCUGCGUGUGGCGCAACGUUCUGGUGUCGAGUCGGCUCCAAGCGAUUGCCGCGACGGCUCUGCUGGCGUCUCCGUCCCUGUUCAUUAGCCCCCCCGACCUCCUCCCGCACUCGCGUCUGCUGGGUCUUCUCUCCCGCGCUUCCUUUCUCCGCGACUUCACGUGCCCCGAAGGUCUGCAGGGAGACAGUCGCCUCGCCGGGCGUCUGCCGAGAGCCUGGGAAGCGCACGGCGCUCCGAGUGGGCAUUCUCGAGUCACCACCGAGACGCGCGCGGCGUCUUCUCUCGCCAUCUCGCUCUCUUCGCUCUCCUUUCCCUUCGCCGUGUCUCUGGCGUGUCCGAACUGGGAAAUCGCCUUGGAGGCGUACAUGCACCAGAGCGUGAUUGCGUCGACUGGCCUCGCGGCGCUACUUCCCGUGGAGGGGCGCGACCCUCCCCCUCGCGAAGGGCGGUCUCUGCGGUCGAGUUGCGUCUUCUCGCCGUUCUACGACUCCUCCGGCAAGCUGGCGCUCGGCGCAGGCCUCGCUGGAUCGGACAUGUCACGGCUGCUCGUCGCCGAGGCUCUCGCGAGUCUGGUGCCCCGGCCCCUCCGCUUCUCGUGCAGCAAGGGCGCGGUUGUCUGGUUGGAAGCGACGGUCGAUCUGUUCUCUCUGGGCGAAGCGAGCGGAGGGGCGAGCGUCGCUGAAGCUUCGCACGCGCGACGCUUGGCCGCGCCAGAACGUGAAAGAGGCGGAGACGCCGAUACCGGGGAUUCCCGGACGAACUCACAGCUGGGCGCACAAGUUCGGGGUGUCUGCUGUCUCCAGUCGGGAAGAACAGCUGGACGUGGCCUUGAAGGGAAACGAGGCGGUCUGUGGGAGUUGUCGGGCGAGGCCAGGACGGCGGACGCAUCUCGGGCACGCGAAGGUCCAGGAGCGCGAAAGAGCUCUCGAGAUCUGGAACUGGUUCUCUGUGUUCGGGGACCGACGCCUCUUGAGGUGACCGCGAGAACUGGGCAGUCUGUGAGCGACGAGGAGAGUGAAGGCUUCCAGGUUCGCGUCUCGUCUGCCGGUUCGUCGCCUUCUCUCGCGUGCCGCCCUGCGUCGCACGCCGUCGAGACUGCAAGCUGCGCCGGGAAAUCCGAGGGGGCGAGGGACAGAGCAAAGACGACGGGGACGCGAGGUUCAGGUGAAGCGAACAGUUUUGCGCCUUUUCCCCGACAGCCGCCGUCUUUGCUCGUUCGCGCCGUUUUGGCAGGGACCUCGAGGAAUACGCUUUCGCCAUUUUGUCGCUUUAACCCCGAAGACAAACGCAGCAGCCGCGCCCGCUUUGGCCCAGGCCUCGCGGAAACGUGGUCCGGCGGAUGGACACUUCCUGGCGGCGGCGUGGUAGAACUGUGGAGUCGAUGCGGAGGCAGAGAGAAGCGCUGCGAAGGAAGCUCUUUGGCGACAUGUCUUUUGAAACAGAAACACGAAGCACGUGGCGCUUUCUCUCCAGAACGCAGAUAUGCCCAGCCUAUCUCGCGGAACCCGCCAGGUCAGACGGGCACUGCUUCUCUCGGUUCCUGUGCUGCGCGUGCUUCGGCCUCCGAGUGUAUCGGGAGUCCACGUCCUUCGCGGAAAAGGACAUCUUGGCUCGAUUCGAGUGGAAGUGACGACUGGAAGGUCUCGUACAUUCGCAAACGGCCUCGUAGGUUCUCGAUCUCUCCUGCUUCAUCCGCCGUCGUGCCUCUCUUCGCUCCUGGUGCGGAACUUGCCUUCAACCGUCGCGCUGGCGGUCUUCAGUGGAUUCGGGAGCGCAAGGCGGCAGUUAGCCGGCGCAGGCAACAGUGCAUGGAUUUAGUUGUAUGCGCCUUGUGUCCGACGAGGCGAUUCGAGCGGCGCAGCGAACCUCAGCGGGAGACGUCGUCGUCGAUGAGUUGCGCGAGAGGCGCCUUCACAACGAUCGACGAGCGCAUGCGCAGGGAUGCCAAAGUUUUGGUCUCUGUAAGUGACGCGAAGAGGAUAUGGCUGCAGCCUGAGUGGAUCUGA
Molecule: messenger RNA, 7242 nt
Organism: Neospora caninum
Lineage: Eukaryota; Apicomplexa; Conoidasida; Eucoccidiorida; Sarcocystidae
Exons: 4
Coding region: 1-7242 (2413 amino acids)
Source: RefSeq, a predicted model, not a curated record